Diaporthe amygdali is the source of this 516-nucleotide messenger RNA. RefSeq lists its product as uncharacterized. Bases 1 to 516 code for a protein of 171 amino acids. NCBI's taxonomy places the organism in Eukaryota, Fungi, Ascomycota, Sordariomycetes, Diaporthales, Diaporthaceae. The record is from RefSeq and is a predicted model, not a curated record. The transcript has a single exon.
AUGAGAAUAGUCGUCUCCUUACUAACAAGAUUGUCUUCCUUCAGCAAUGACCGCAUCUCUAAUCGGCACCUGGUCCAAAAGCUGGUCAUGUACCUUAGACUGAAAGAUGAGGCCGCCCUGCUCGAGUGGCACGACGGCCCGGAGAUCCACCCCUUCUGGGCGCGCAUCGCCGAUGACUUCCUGAGCCACCGCGCCCACAACCUUGACAUCCCAGACCAGACCAAAUUUCUUAAAGCCUUCAAGAAAGCCACAAACGAUGAGUCUAUCCUCGUAAAAUUCAGGUUAGACAGCUUCGAUACUAAAGAUUGCACUCAAAUUGAUCGGAUGGUCAAGUUCGCCACUGAUAUUGUGGACUACGCCUGCGAGAACUUUGGAGUCUUGACCCGCGUCAUGCCUGACACAUGUCUGAACUGCCUCGGGACUGUGAUUUAUAUGAAUAUUGACCUACUGUCAAGGGUGGAGGACGCCGAUCGUGACUGGUCGCUUGAGAAUGACGGGAAUGGUUUUGCGUCGUGA